Zingiber officinale is the source of this 6716-nucleotide messenger RNA. RefSeq lists its product as uncharacterized. Bases 2661 to 6353 code for a protein of 1230 amino acids. NCBI's taxonomy places the organism in Eukaryota, Viridiplantae, Streptophyta, Magnoliopsida, Zingiberales, Zingiberaceae. The transcript has 12 exons. Gene Ontology annotation, biological process: RNA processing; mRNA 5'-splice site recognition. Gene Ontology annotation, molecular function: protein binding. Gene Ontology annotation, cellular component: U1 snRNP; U2-type prespliceosome; commitment complex. The record is from RefSeq and is a predicted model, not a curated record.
GGGUUUAUAGUCGUCACUCGACUCCGGGGUUUAUAGUCGCCGCUCGACUUCUAAAGCCUGUGACUCUAAUAUAACUCAAACCCAGUCGAUCGCAGUGGGAGUCUUCGACAAUGAGCUCGUGGCUCUAAUAAUAUAUAAACCCGGCUGAUCGACACGAGAGUCUUCGUAAAUAUAAUCCCGGCCGAUCGACGCGGGAGUCUUCGCAAAUAUAAUCCUGACUGAUCGGCGCAGGAGUUUUCGCAAAUAUAAUCUCGGUCGAUCAGCUCGAGAGUCUUCGCAAAUAUAAUCCCGGUCGAUCGGCGCGAGAGUCUUCACAAAUAUAAUCCCGGUCGAUUGGCGCGGGAGUCUUCGCAAAUAUAAUCCCGGUCAAUCGGCUCGGGAGUCUUCGCAAAUAUUAUCACGACCGAUUGGAGGGGGGGGGGGGUUCGGCCGGAGAACUAUGACAGAUCCUACAACCGAAAGAGAAUAUAAUGAAGAAACUGACCUGCCGACCGACAGAGGAUCUGACUCAAUUCCUCGACUCUCGAAUACCCGUGGAGUGAGGAGAGCAGAACAGUCUCGUCGAAACCCACCAAGGUCAUGAGUAUAACAGAAUUUUCCGGCGUCGUCCAUCUUCACGUUCCAGAUCAGGUGCGUUCCCAUAGACGACGCAAAUUAUGUUCUUGUCGGGAAUUUGAGAAGACUGGACUGUCGGAAUGACGUGUCUGGAUUGUUGAUCGCAUCUCCAUGACCCGGAUGGUGAACUGUCUUUUGUGUUGACCAAGUCAUCGGAAGACCUCCGGUCAACAGUACCUGCAGCUAGCGACUGGGUUGGCCAGGUCCCUGGUACCCCGAUGCUCGAGGCGGGUCCCGUGAAUAUAUAAGCAGCCGAAUAACAACAGAACAAUAAAAUAAAUACAAGAUGAGUACGAUGACGUACCCUGGCCUCGGGGGGCACCCUCGGAAUGAUCGGUGAGCUGGUCGCGCUGCUGAUCGAGUCGUCACGACCCUGAAGGAUAGAUGAAUGUGUCAGCUGCGGAGCUGGAUCUGCCCGUCGGGAGGCGAGCGUAACCUGAAUCCGGCAAAUAACAGGCCGACCGAUAGAUACUAGCGACAAGCCGACCGAGAGAUGACGUCGGCACGCAGGCCGGGAUAAUAUCGGCGCACAGGCCGAACACACCACAACGGCUCGUAGGUCGAAAUACAACGGUGGCUCGUAGGCCAGCACAGUACCAAAUCGGACGAUGACAACAGCUGUGAAAUCAGUGGUGGUCAUGGAUCGCCUGGUGACUUGUCAUUGUAGGUGGCAUUGGGGGGUGGCAGCAAUGGCGGCGGGAGGCGCCGACGACCACUAGAGGCGGUGUCAGUGGCCGCUAAAGGCAGCGACGACGACGGGAAGCUGCGGCUUGGAUUGGCGCAGAGCGCGAAGGGGUCGUAGCCAUGGAACGCGAGGCGCGAGAUGCGGAACUCCUCGACGAUGACGAACGCCCACGGCAGGAACCAGUCGGAGACGACAGCGUCGGGGCGGAGCUCGACGAAGGUGCGGCAGAAGGGAUCUUCUAGCAUGUAUAUUCCCUCGAAGAAGGUCGUGUGCUGGCGGAAGUCGACGUUGGCGAGGCUCUCAUGGCUAGGUGGGAGGCCGACAACGACGGACGAGAAGUGGAUGAGGCGGAGGUUGAUGGAGACGCCGUCGACAGCGGGUUGGAAGAGCAGGGGAGGAGUUGGCCUCAAAGAGGCCGUUGCUGGCGGAACUCCUUGGUGGUGCCGGCGAUGCACAAAGGAACCCCUGGUUCCUAGUGGCGACGCAAGAGAAAGCACGAACUCCCUUCCCCUCAAAUGAACGGUGCUUUCCCACUUAAAGCCUUAAAGCCCCAACAUGUCAAAUGAUGAAAAUGUCUCUCUCCAUCCUUGUAAUUUUCCUAAUGCCUUGUGAUAUAUCCGCAUCAAGGUGGAAGGUGUCGAGUCUGGGGAUGGUAGAAUUUGUUAGGUUUUGAAAAUGUUAUAAUAAAUCUACCAAUCUCUCUGUUUAUAUCACUCGAAAUAACUUUUUGAGCAUUUUUAAACACAAAUAAAAUAAAUAGUAUUAAAAAUAAUAGGCUAAAAAUCAGGAAGGCAACAUUUUUUUUCUAAAUCAUGGACGCUCUUGUAAUUUUUUAUCAAAGAACUUCCACUCCACUAUUUAGCCGUAUAUAGUUAUUUAACUGACCUUUAUUACUAUUUAGUAAUAUUAUCUCCUGUGUCGUACCAAUUGUAAAAUUAAUAGCGGUUAAAAUAUAAAUAUAUGAUGAGAGUAAGUUGAAUUCGUAUUAUAAUAAUUAUGAUUUAGUAAUUGAUAUAACAUGAAUGUUUGAUGAGUUUAUACUAUAGCAAUUAUAAAAUUGUAAUUUUUAUCAACGUGGAACACAUUAAGUACGAAUUAAUUUGAGAUUUAGAUGGAAAAAAAUAGAAAUAAAGAGUAAAAACAAAUGUUUGGAUAAUUUUGUGCAACAAACUGUCAGGAUGAAAUAAUGAAAUAUUCUUUUGAAUUAUUAUAUAGCUCCUUUAUUGGUUUACCUCGUGGGGUCCGUUUUCUCUACAAGGGGCCCACGUUUCUUGUUUUGGGCUCUACCGUCUAGAUCGGCGAAACUCUGCGGAGUCGAGCACAGAUCUUCGUCCAGGCUCCUCGCUCUCCUAGUGCUGCAAUGGAAGCGUUGGAUGGGAUCGAGGACGCGACACCAAGAAGGGACGAGGGCGAGAUACUAGGAAGGGACGCGGUAAUGGAGCACGAGGCGCCGGAGCUCACGAAGAUAAACUCGGUUGGAUUUGAUCUGAAUAGGUUUGAGGAACUGGUUGGAGAUGUGCCAAAUGACUUUGAAGCUUGGACUUCACUUAUAGCACAUGUUGAGAAAGCUCACCCUAAUGACAUUGAACGAAUCUGCUUGAUUUAUGAUGCGUUCUUGUCUGAGUAUCCUUUAUGUUAUGGUUACUGGAACAAGUACGCAAAUCACAAGGCACAACUCUGCACUUUGCAUGAUGUUGAGGAAAUCUAUGAAAGGGCUGUCCUAGCAGUGCCAUAUUCUGUUGAUAUAUGGGUCAAAUACUGUAGCUUUGGUGUCUUAACAUAUGAGGAUCCUAUGGAUAUUCGGAGAUUAUAUGAGCGAGGCUUAUCAUUUGUUAAGAAAGAUUACUUCUGCCAUCAGUUGUGGGACAAGUAUAUUGAAUAUGAAUAUUCCAUUCAGCAAUGGAGUCAGCUAGCUCAUCUUCACAUUAGAACUCUGGUAUUUCCCACAAAGAAAUUACAGAGCUAUUAUGAAAGAUUUAAGAAGUUGGUUGAUAUAUGGUCUCAAAAGAUGGGUUGCCAGCAGGACCUUGAAUUGCCAAGAGAAAGCAUCCCGUUGAGUCAAGGAAUGACAGAUAUUAAGGAUAAUGAAUAUUUAGAAAUUUCCAACCUGAUCAAAGAAUUUAUGGAUCAGAAAGGCGAUCAUUCAAAGAUAGCAUUUAGAAAGUACUUAUCCCUUGGGAAUCAACUUUACAACAGAUCGAGACAAAUAGAUGAAAAGAUCUGUUGCUUUGAAGCACACAUCAGGAGGAGAUAUUUCCAUCUGAAGCCACUGGAUGCUUGUCAAAUAGACAACUGGCACCAGUAUCUUGACUUUGCUGAGAUGCAAGGAGAUUUUGAUUGGACAGUAAAACUUUAUGAGAGAUGUUUAAUUGCUUGUGCCAGCUAUUCAGAGUUUUGGGUUCGGUAUGUUGAGUUUAUGGAUGCAAAUGGUGGCCGUGAGAUUGCAAAUGAUGCACUUGGGCGAGCAUUGACCAUCUUUCUUAAGAGAGUUCCAGCUUUCCACAUCUACAGUGCCAUGUUUAAGGAGAAAAUUGGUGAUUUUUCUGCUGCACGUAUUCUAGUUAAGCAGGGUCUGGAUUUGGGUUCUGACUUCAUUGGUACUGUUAAAAAGCUGGCAAACAUGGAAAAGCGUCUGGGAAACACUGAGGUAGCUUGCCAGACAUAUGAAAAAGCAAUUGAGUUGGCUAAAGAAAACAAGAAUUUGGAUAUUAUUCCAAUUCUGUACUAUUGUUUUGCUCAAUUUACAUUUGUGGCAAGUGGUAGUAUUGAUGCUGCUAGAGGAGUUUUCAUCAAGGGUUUUCAGCAAGCACCGUGUAGAGCAAUACUAGAGGGACUGAUAAACUUUACAACCAUUCAUGGCAGUGCUUCUGAGAUACCUAUUAUUGAUGUGAUAAUUAUGAAUGCAUUAGAACCAGGUUCAAGUGUAUUUCAAGCUUUGAGUGAUCAAGAUCGUGAAGACAUUUCUAAUUUAUUUGUAGAGUUUGUAGACCUUUAUGGGGAUGUUCAUGACGUCAGAAAAGCAUGGGAUCGGCAUAGAAAACUCUUCCCACAUAUCAUGGAUUUGUCAGCAAACCAUGCAUCCUCGGAGAAUAGUACUAUGAACAAGAGCAUGAAUGCUGGUAAUGGACCAGGUAUGGAUCUUAUUUGUAAUGGUUGCAUUGUUAAUAGCAACCUUGCUCGAGAUAGGCAGCAAACUACCAAUUUGGCAGUACAAUCUAGUUAUGAUAUCCUUGAAGAAGUGGAUGCAAUUGGCAAGCUGAAUUUAGAGAUAAAUAGAAUUGGUACACAGGAAAUCCAGUUAACUGAUGCUAAAAUAAUGGAGCAGUCAGUGAAACAGAGUGGAUCGCACGAUGUGGCUAAUGAGCAAGUUCAUGAAACUCAUGAAACUAAUCCACAAUGCUCUAUGAUUGAAGAUAAUUGUGAACCUAAUUUUGAUGACCUCAGGCGGCUACCGUCACUUGAUAAUCUUUCACUAAAAUCUCCUGAUGUUAACAAUCUGCAAGUGAUCUCAACAACUCUGAUUGACUCGGAGCUUGCUGAAGAGGUAAUUACAGUACUUAGCAGCAGCAAAGUACAGGAUGGUGAGGAUGCAGUUGAGGCAUCUGAAGUCAAUGUACCUGCGACACUAGACGGAAAAUCAAGCUCAUCUUCUCAGCCAGAUCAGUAUAAUGAAUCCUAUUCAUUUCAAGCUACUGGAUCUCCUGCCAUAGAGGCACAACUGAAAUUUCAUCAGCAAUUUAAUCCUCAAUCACAGUCCAACUCAAAACAUGGACUACCACCUAAUACCAUUGCAUCUCCACAAAUUGCUAGUGGUGGAGGAAGCUGGGCACAAAACAACAAAAGGAAGGAGAAUCCUGAAGAUUCCACAUCACCUGAUGGGCAUAUCCAAAUCCAAGUAUCAGAGCACCAGAAUGGUCAGGUUCAAGAAGAGGCACAAUACCCUUUGGGUGGAAAUAGCUCACAGCUUCCUCCUGAUCAAUUUCAUCCAUAUCAAUCUCAGGCUUGGUCUAACACACAAGCUCCACAGGCUAGCCAAAGCCAAGUUCUAUAUCAGAUGGCUGCUGCUCAAGCUUACCAAACUGCCAACCUUGCUUGGACUGGACAAACCAUGCAGCAUCAGGGAUUGGUAUAUGUGCAGUCCCAACCUAGCUCUCAACCUGCUUCUCAAACCCAGACUUAUGCUUAUCAGCAACUAAACCAGAACAGUGAACAGUAUGGAUAUACCCAAAGCGGCCAAGUAUUUAAUCCUCAAAUCUGGCAAUAUUAUCAGCAACAGAUGUGCUACCUGCAGCAGCAGCAACAGCAAUGGCAACAGCAACAGCAAUCACAACAGCAGAACCAGCUGACUCCUAAUUCCUCAGAUCUGUUAUCGCAGGUUGAACAGGUACAACAACAGCAAGAAAAGAAGUCUCAGCAGACGCCAACACGGAGCCAACAGCUGGUUAUUCAACUACAAAGGAAACAAAACCAAAAAACUAGCCAACAAAUGCAUGAACAUGCUUCUUCACCUGAACAAAAACAUAACCAACCACAGCAGCAGCAGCAACAAGCAUUGCAACUUCAGCAACAAGAUGAACAGGCUAAUCAGACUCAGCAUCAGCAACAAGCAUCGCAACUUCAGCAACAAAAUGGACAGGCUAAUCAGACUCAGCAUCAGCAACAAGGAUCCCACCUUCAGCAACAAAAUGAACAGGCUAAUCAGACUCAGCAGCAACAACUUCUCUAUCUCCAGCAGCAACAGCAACAGCAACAAAUGUAUAUGCAGCAGCAGCAGCUCUACUUGCAGCAACUCUAUCAACAACAGUUAUUCCAGCAGCAACAGCAACAAGUACCACAGCAGCUACAGCAGUAUCAACUAUUCCAGCUGCAGCAGCAACUAUUCCAGCUGCAGCAACAACAGCAGCCGACAAUUGGUACAUCAGAAGUUCAAGUUCAGCCCACUGGUUACUUGCAGGGUGAAGAGUCUAAAUCUCAGAAAGUUGAGCAAUCUCAGAAAGUCGAGCAACCGGAGCAUUCUCAUUCCUCCACCCCCCAGAGGACUCCCACGCACUAAAACCAAAUCUCCAUUCGAGUUUUGUGGUUUGGAGCCUAAAUACGAAUUUGCCAUAACAUCAGCUUAGAAGAGUAGCACAUAUUUCACUCGUCAUAACAUCAGUUUAUCGUCCGCAAAGUCACCUACGUGUUUUUUUUUUGUUUUUGUUUUGCCAACUAGGAGAGUCUACACAAAAGUCUUAAAUGAAUUAAACAAUGCAGUAGAUAUCUACACAAAGUCGAUCAUCAAGGCUUUGCAAAUGCUCAAUUAAGAGUGUAACAUGUCUAUAAUCUUUGCAAGCACUAUGUUGUGGUUUCACCUCAUUAUAUGAACAAUGCUACUGGGAAACUAGAGUAAUAAUUAUUCUCGUCUCCUUUUUUUCAA